Molecule: messenger RNA, 2656 nt
Organism: Myxocyprinus asiaticus (Chinese sucker)
Lineage: Eukaryota; Metazoa; Chordata; Actinopteri; Cypriniformes; Catostomidae
Product: probable ATP-dependent RNA helicase DDX20
Exons: 11
Coding region: 16-2418 (800 amino acids)
Biological process (GO): spliceosomal snRNP assembly
Cellular component (GO): SMN complex
Molecular function (GO): RNA helicase activity; RNA binding; ATP binding
Source: RefSeq, a predicted model, not a curated record
AGGUACUGUUAAGCGAUGGUUCCGUAUCUGUGCGACAGGGGGCGCAGAGAUCCAUUAAACGCAUUUAUUCAGUGCAGAAGAAGAGAAACAGGUCGCUUGUUUGGGAAAAUGGCGACUUCCAUGAGAGCUGCGAAUGAGAUGCAAUCCAGAACCCGGACCGACGAUGUUCUGAUUAACGACGGGGUUGAGUUCAACUCUUUACUCCUCUCUAAACCUGUUUUAGAGGGGUUAUCUGCCUCCGGCUUUCAGCGACCGUCUCCCAUCCAGCUCAAGGCAAUCCCGCUUGGCAGAUGUGGUCUCGAUCUUAUUGUUCAAGCCAAAUCUGGCACAGGAAAGACCUGCGUGUUCACAACUAUUGCUUUGGACUCUCUUAUACUGGAAAACACCAGCACUCAGGUUCUGGUUUUAGCCCCCACUAGAGAGAUUGCAGUGCAGAUUCAUGCUGUUGUCAUGGCAAUAGGCAGCGCCAUAGAGGGAUUGGUGUGCCAUGUGUUCAUUGGUGGAAGACCGAUCAGUCAAGAUAAAUUCCACCUAAAGAAAUGCCAUAUUGCCAUUGGCUCACCAGGCCGUAUUAAGCAGCUAAUUGAGAUGGGAGCCCUGAUUACAUCUUCCAUUCGUCUGUUUGUUUUGGAUGAGGCUGAUAAACUGCUAGAGGAUGACAGCAGCAGCAGCUUUCAGGAGCAAAUCAACUGGAUCUUCUCCUCUCUGCCAGCAAAUAAACAAAUGUUGGCCCUUUCUGCCACCUACCCAGAAUCUCUGGCGCAACACUUGACAAGAUACAUGAGAGAGCCGACAUUUGUUCGACUGAAUCCAACAGAUCCUGGACUCCUUGGACUGAAGCAGUACUAUAAAAUAGUGCCCUCACAUUCAUUGCCUCAUAAAAUCUUUGAGGAGAAGGUUCGGAGUCUUCUAGAACUCUUCAGUAAAAUCCCAUUUAACCAAGCGCUGGUCUUCUCUAAUCUCCAUUCCAGAGCUCAGCACCUGGCAGAUAUUCUCUCUUCUAAAGGUUUGCCUGCAGUCUGCAUCUCAGGUGGUUUGAGUCAGGAUCAGAGAUUAGAGGCGAUGUGGAAACUGAAACAAUAUCAGUGUCGAGUUUUAAUAUCCACUGACCUGACGUCACGUGGUAUUGAUGCUGAGAAGGUGAACUUGGUGAUUAAUCUGGAUGUUCCUCAGGACUGGGAGACGUACAUGCAUCGUAUUGGCCGUGCUGGGCGAUUUGGUACUCUGGGGGUUGCUGUGACCUAUUGUUGCCAUGGAGAAGAGGAGAACAAGUUGAUGGCCAUAGCUCAGAAAUGCUCUCUGAAUCUCACUCAUUUACCAGAUCCGAUCCUACCUGGAAUCAUGGAGGAGGCUUGUGACUGGAAUGUGAUAGCUGAACCUCCUGUAAAACCCACUCAAAAGUUUCCCGAUGCUCCCAAACCAGAGAAAAAGAAACAAGUUAAAUCUGAACCCAUGGCACCAAAGUUUUCAAGAGACUCUGACCUCUUGCAGGUCAUAACAGAGAGUUCAGUGGAUGAUAAAACCUCACAUGGAGCUAAAACCCACACACCUAAACCUAAGAGGCAGAAACCAUUACGAUCUGAUACGAUCUUGGAACCGGUUUCAACUGUUAAACAGAGAGAGGAGAGUGACACCCUUCCCAAAAUCCCUCCACUGCCCUCCUUUAAAUCACAAGUGGGUAGGGUUAUGCCCUUCAGUGAGGCCGUGGCGGAUUAUGAUAGCUACAUAACAGAAGGUCCGGGAAGAUCUGUAGAAAUAAUUCGCCAGUAUGAAGGUUUCCACAGGAGUCAAGAGACAAUCAGUGGACUGCAAAAUGGCUAUGAUGAUAAGGAUGGAGCUAAUCAAUCAAAUAUUAAGGAGUCACACUCCAGUGAAGAUGUUUGUCAACCGCAGGAGGUUUCAGAGUUGUCAUCUGAACCAAAGACGGUUUCCUUGUCAUCUGAUGAAUCCUGCUCAGAGUCUGAGAUGGAGAUGGAGAGUAAAUCUGACUCCCCAGUGCCCAGCAGAUCAUCACAUCACACACCUUCUCUGCCAGAAAAUGGAGAACACGUGUACAAUCCUGUGGACAGCAGCAUCAACCAGCAGAAUGAAGCCCAUUUACCUGCAGCCAGAGUAUCAAAACAGUCCAGCAGAAACAAACCAAGGCCUUGUAAACCUCAAUCCCUGAAUCCUCCUCACCAUCAUAGCCCUCCCCAGAAACACCAGUCAGCCUCCAAAUCCAGCCGGAAGUCUUCUGUAGCAUGGCAAAAGUGGAGGAAGGAAGAGACUGAGGAAGAGGAAGGUGCAGGGCAGGAUUAUUGGAAUGCAUACAGAGCAUGGGUUGAAUAUAACAAUUCAUAUUACCACCAUUUACCCUAUAACUGGAUGACAGCAUUUUACAUGAACUCCAUCUACAUGAUGGAAAUGAUGAAACGCUAAAAACAUGUCAUUGACUUUGUUGUGCUAUGACCUUUGACCAACUGUUAAUGUACCAGUUGCUCUUACUGAUGCCCCUUAUAUAGCGGUUUAAUUGCUGUUAGUGUUCAGGAACUCGUUAAAGGAAUUUAUGUUCCAUUACAAUGCAUUUACAGUGUUUAAACAAGGCUCGAAUGAUUCUUACUGUAAAUGGUUUGUGUGUAAUGGUGUAGUUCUCUAAUAAAAAUGAAUUAAAAUCUUA